Messenger RNA from Python bivittatus (Burmese python), 2239 nucleotides. It is a transcript of the gene ST6GALNAC6, whose product is annotated as ST6 N-acetylgalactosaminide alpha-2,6-sialyltransferase 6. Gene Ontology annotation, biological process: ganglioside biosynthetic process; oligosaccharide metabolic process. Gene Ontology annotation, molecular function: alpha-N-acetylgalactosaminide alpha-2,6-sialyltransferase activity. The record is from RefSeq and is a predicted model, not a curated record. NCBI's taxonomy places the organism in Eukaryota, Metazoa, Chordata, Lepidosauria, Squamata, Pythonidae.
UCCGGAAGUCGGAAAUGGCGCCGUCUGACGACUCGACACGAAGGAAAAGGCCCUCCCCGCUCUGCCCCCGCUUUCAUUCCAAAGAGACGUCUUGCCAUGGCGCUCAGGUUACGGUGACUGAGUUUCCAACCUGAACCUCGGAUACCGCGAUGAAAAACCGCAAGAGCCCACCCGCGGUGGUCCUGGUGGUCCUGUUCGCCGUGGUCAUGUUGCUCAUCAUCUACAACUCCAACGGCCGAAACGAAGCCUUCCGCUACUCCGCUUCCCAAGCCAAGCCCCAGCUACCCUCCAGCCUCAAGAAGUGGGGCGUGAAGAGCGAGUACCUCCCCGUCUCCGGAAACAAGACGUUGGAUCAUCACUGCAACCAGUGUGUGCUGAUCACCAGUUCGAGCCACCUUCUUGGGAGCAAACUGGGCAAAACCAUUGACCAGUCAGAGUGCACCAUUCGCAUGAACGACGCUCCCACCACGGGGUACUCGGAGGAUGUGGGGAACAAGACGACCUUCCGCGUGGUGGCCCAUUCCAGCGCCUUCCGAGUCCUGAAGAGGCCGCAGGAGUUUGUCAACAAGACCCUGGAGACCGUUCUGAUUUUCUGGGGUCCGCCCGUCAAGAUGCAGAAGAGCGUGAUCAAGAUCAUCGAGCGGGUCAGCGUGGGUUUCCCCAACAUGACGGCCUUCGUGGCUUCUCCGAAGCGCAUGAAACAGUUUGACGACUUGUUCAGAAAAGAGACGGGGAAGGACAGACUGACCUCGCGGUCGUGGCUGAGCACCGGGUGGUUCACCAUGGUCAUCGCCGUCGAGCUGUGCGACAGGCUCCACGUUUACGGGAUGGUGCCUCCCAGCUACUGCACCAAGAAGCCCCCUCCCCACAGGCUGCCCUAUCACUAUUACGAACCGAAGGGGCCGGACGAAUGCACCACCUACAUCCACAACGAGCGCAGCCACAAAGGGAACCACCACCGGUUCAUCACCGAGAAACGGGUCUUUGCCAGAUGGGCCAACCUUUACAACAUCACUUUCUCCCACCCGGAGUGGGAUUAGGGCAGGAGGGGGCCGAGAGUCCGUACAAGUGCCAAGUCGGGAGCCCGCGGCCACCCAACCCUGGCAGGUCCACAGCCGGUCUCCAGCCAGACUUCACAAGCGUGGGGCUGCCACUGGGUUUUUCCGUGCUGGCCGGAUGGCUCCCUGCACUGCCAUGUAAGGUUUCCCGUCAUGCUCCAGAGCAGUGCCUUGGGGCAUUGUGGGAAAUUUGAAGUCCGAUAAACCCAGAGCUGGGUGGAUUCAAAGCACAUCUCAAGCACCAGCAAGGUUGCUUCUAACUGGGCGUUCCUGGCACAACUUGGGGGGGCGCUAGUUGGUAAGUUCUUCGAGAUAAGUUUUCCCUCCCUCUGGUUCUUCUUAGCUGCUUUGUUCAACUUUUGCAAGCAGCCAGAGACUUUAUCCUGGGGGGGUAGCUCUCCUGAGACUUAUGGACUCCAACUCCCAUUAGCCCUAGCCAACUUGCUUGUGACUAGGGAAGAUGGGAGCUGUGGUUAUCUGGUUAGCCACACUUUACCUACUUGUUAAGAGCUGAGCCCUUCCAAAGGCAUUUAUUUUUUACAGGGGGCAGCUGGGCAAAACCUCCCUCAGUGCUUGCCCCGUGGCUGGGGCUGAUGGGAGUUGUAAUCCAGGGGCAUCAGGAAGAGGAAGGCUGGCAUGGUGGUGCUAUCUUUUCUUCCUCCACGAAACAGCGGGGGAGAAAGGAGAUGGCCCUCCCUUGUUCGGCCGAUCCAUCUGAGCUCGGGAAUUGAGUCCCACAAUCCUGGUCUCGGAGUUGCCAGCUCCCCAAACUACAUCGUAGUUCCCUCAUCUCCAUCCAAAAAUCCAAAAAAAUUGUUCCUUUUGCAUCAAGCCCUGUCUGUUUCUCCCGUGCAAAACCUGGCUCUUGGCUCGUGUUUCCCAACCCGGUGCCUUCCACUUACCCGUUGGAUUACAAUACCCAUUGCCCUAGCCGGCACAGCCAGGUUAAAAAAAAUCCCUCCUCCCUUUCUUGAGCCCCUUCCUCAAAAUUUGGUACCAAAGUGAUGGCGAUGAGGAUUUCUACGUUUGGAUUUUGCACCGUCUUUCAUUCUGAAAUGGUCGAUCCAAAACAUUUACCGGCCUGUGAUGUUAUUACUAUUACGGUUACAUUUAAUGUGUCUGAUGAAUCAACUUUAAAAACAAAAACAAAACUUUUAAUAAACGUUUGACUUGACUAAAAA